Capronia coronata CBS 617.96 is the source of this 3807-nucleotide messenger RNA. RefSeq lists its product as uncharacterized. Bases 1 to 3807 code for a protein of 1268 amino acids. Lineage: Eukaryota; Fungi; Ascomycota; Eurotiomycetes; Chaetothyriales; Herpotrichiellaceae. The transcript has 2 exons. The record is from RefSeq and is a predicted model, not a curated record.
AUGCCGUCGACACGACCUCAGGCGGCCUUUGAGCCUAUCUCCCCCGACUUCGACGUGAAAGGCUUGGUCGAAUCCACGCCGAACUUCGAGUGGGUGGUACGUAUCCACUGCGACAUGAUUGACCAUCAAGGGAUGGAGAAUUUUGAGAAGUUGGACUUGAUUCAUGUGAUCCUCGGCGGCAAACCUCUUGUCAUCGAAGGGUAUGAAUCCCGCCUGGACAGAUGGACAUUUGCGCUUCAGUGGCUACGGGACAAUUGUGGCUCCAAAGUGGAAAACGCCCGAGAUCUCACCAAGAAGGCCAACGUCCCCCUGUCAAUCGGUCACUAUCUCAAUAACAUGGCCCUUCUCACCAACCAGUGGACUCCUGAAAACUACAAAGAUCCUCAACGCCAGCGUAUGUACCUGAAAGACAUUGAUUGCCCGCAGUUAUGGCACGACAAACUGUCGGAAAUCAUUCCUCCAGCUUUGUUCUACCUGAACGAGUCGACCGGGGACGUAGGUGGAUUUGGAGCCGUCGACGAGAAUGACCCAAUCAGACCCGGGGUGAGGAAAGGAAGGGGAAUUGCCAAAGCUGGUGAUCUGAUGAGCAGCCUACCGAAAGAAAUGCGAGCCGAAAACCUGAUGUGCUACAUUGGCCACGAAGGCACGUACACUCCCGCGCAUCGUGAAAUGUGCGCCAGUCUUGGUCAGAACAUCAUGGUGGAAGCAUCGACUGGCAUGGUUGAAGACGGAAAGAUCACCAAGCCCGGCUCUUCGGUCUGGUUCAUGACGGAAAGCAAAGAGAGAGAAGUUGUUUCUGAAUACUGGCUCUCAAAAUUGGGCCACGACAUCGAACUCGAGAAUCAUUUCGCACAGAUCAACGCAUGGAAGAACGCGCCUUUCAAGACCUACAUCGUCGAACAGAAGCCUGGCGAUUUCAUCCUCAUUCCUCCAUUGGCUCCCCAUCAGGUCUGGAACCGAGGUACUCGCACCAUGAAGGUUGCCUGGAACCGGACAACGGUGGAAACCCUUGAGUUGGCGCUACAUGAAGCACUACCCCGGGCCAGGCUGGUCUGUCGCGACGAGCAGUACAAAAACAAAGCGAUUGUCUACUACACCAUGCAGAAAUACUCCAAGCUGCUUCGGACGGCGGAGAAGGUCAGACAGAAAUCCGGGGGGUCCAAACACAAGACGCCUAGUGAUGCCAAAGUGCGACAGCUGGAGAAGGACUUUCGACGGCUGCACCACCUGUAUACGGAGAUCCUGGUGUCGGAGAGUUUCCUGCCUGAUCGGCCAGAGAAGAAUGUCGAGAGGCUCACCUACGACAGCAACAUCACCUGUUCAUAUUGUCGCUGCAACAUCUUCAACCGGUUUCUGACAUGCCCUACUUGCGUGGAGGAAUUACCCAACGGCGAAGAGGACACGUACGAUGUCUGUUUGGAGUGUUACGCCAUGGGCCGGAGUUGUGCAUGCAUCUCUCAUCUGAGGUGGGUCGAACAAUGGUCCUGGGGAGACCUGGUCCAGAAACACGAACAAUGGCGCCGUCAGAUCCUCCAAUAUGAAGGUAAAGUGACUGACCGCUCCCCAGUCUCCCUCAAGACGGAGCUCGAUCGACUGGGGAACAAGCGAACUUUGGCACAGAUUUGUCAGUUGGAGCUGGCUCGUCGACCUUUCCAUAACAUCAAGCACCCGGAGCCUCCUGUCGCGGAGGAAAAGCGGUUUGAACAUUUUGUGGAUGCCAAAGGCCAAACACGGAAGAGGAUGCGACGAUCCGAGAAGUUCGAACGCGAGCAUGCCAGGUGUCACAUCGACUUCCAUUUUGAACCUAGGUGGAAACAAGCCUCCUGCUCCAAGUGUGGCAAAAACUACUGUUAUGGGACGCUAUUCCGAGCGUAUGAUAUGAUGCCGCAAGACGUUCUGGCCGAUCCAGAUUGGCAGUGUCCCAGUUGUCAGAACAUCUGUUCCUGUCGGCCGUGCCGCACGAAAGCCGGUUACAAGUACCAACCUUACACUCCAUCCUCGACUUUCGUCGGGCACAACACGAAAGCGGUCGCCGAUCCCAGGUCGGUGGAGAGCUUGGUCGACUUUAGUUAUUCCAACUUAGGCUGGAUCCAGAAGGCGGGUGAUGACAAUGGUGCCGAUACUCGUCGUUUGAACCAACGCCGGAGAGAAGCCGACGCUGCCAAAGGCAAUGAUCCCGAACUGGGUGACGAUUAUGUCGAUGGUGACGUGGGCAUGAAUGACGGUAUCGAAGAUGGCAUCCUCCGCCUGGCACAGCAUAAAGGCAUUCCAGUCGACCCAGCUUUGGCGAAUGGUGCUGCCGUACCCAAUGGCUCCCCUGGUGAUGAGGAUGAAGAAGACGAGUACGACGAAAAUCCAGAAGGAGCGAAGAACAUGGAUGUUACGAUGCCGGCCGACGCUUACGCACCACAAUUUGCGGUCCCGGAAGGCGGUAUCCUUCGAAAUAUGGAACAUGCGUACGAUCCCACCGAAGCCAUCACGUACGACUAUCCGGAUCCCGAAAAUGAUCGUCUUGUUGCAGUUCCCCUCGAAGAAGAGGCACCUUCACCGUCGGGCUAUUACCCGGCCGUGGCCGAGGACAAUGGGGAAAUAGAAAUGGUUGAGAGAAAACGGAAACGGACCAAGGUUGACGAAGGGGAUCGUCCAUAUGGCUAUAAGAAAGCCAACCCAGCCAAGGCCAAGAAGGAGCGAAGAUCUCUGAUCGUCAAGCUGCGCGUAAACCCCGAAAAAUUAGGCGAGCUUGAGAAGCUGGCAAUGAUGGCGCGGCAGGCUUUGGAUGGAUUUGGAGCCCCUGCGCCAGUCAUUGGUUCCGACUUACAAGCUCUCAAUGCUUCGGCAGAAGGGCAUCCUGGGGCCAUGCCAAGGAGAAGUCGAGAGGUUGAACCUAUUGAAGUCGACCAAGACGAUGAUUUUACACCGGGUCGUUAUCGCGACCGUCGGAAGCGUACCGACGGGGCUGCUCUUCCUCCUCCCGAUGCCGACAUCACUCGACGUCAGACUCGAUUACAAAAUGUCCAUUACGAAGAGCCCUCGGAGGAAGAAUUCAGCGAGGUACUUCCAGAACCGUCGAAACAAGUAAGCAAAGAGACCCAUGUCGUCCGAUUGGAUGAUGCGGAAUUCGACUUUGGCUCGGACUUGGUGUCAGCGGAUGGUGGUGAAGGGGAAGAAGAGGAUGCCGCAUCAAGCCCACGGGUGGAGAUAGGGCAUGAUCCUGCAUUAGAGCCGGCACGACCUCCUACCGCCAAACUGACAGUUGCGCAGAAGAUUGUGUCCCCUCGACGAGAUUCCACGAGCGGGAAGAGCCAGAGCCCAGUUUCAGUGUCAUCCUCAGUUCCUCCGCCGCCGAGCCGCGAGGCGACAAGACCUGCCCAGAAGACCUCUGCUGCGCCCUCCAAGUCUCUUUCUGAGGCUGCGGCGAACAGAAAAGCCAAGAGGGCCUCAAUCGAAUGGAUGCAGAAUGACAGCGAGGAUCUGGACGAUGUAUGGUCUCAGGAUUCGUUCAUGGAGGACGACGGGCCUGCCUCGCCACCUAAAGAACCCUCUCCGCCUCCCAAGCCAGCGCCCCGGCCUGUCGUGUCGAUCAGCCGGAAGAAACAGCUUCCCUUGGACAAACGACCGACUUCCAAACCUCCUCCAGUCACAGUCUCGGUCGACGCCUGGGUGGACAGUGAUGAUUCGGACGACGAGCCCCCGGCUAGAAAAGGACCCUCCUGGCCUUCUGUUAAUGACAAAAGCGUCAGUCGUGUGGCACUGGCGAAGGGACCUCCGGCAAAGAAACGAGGCAGACCGCGCAAGUACGGUAUCUAA